AUGAGCGAAGAUAUAGGCGAAGAUUCUCGUGAUGUACAAUGUGCCACUAAUCUUCGAGCUUUUCAUGAUGUUCGAGCAUGGAGUAAAGCUGUUAAGCCAUGGCAUAAAUUCUUUCGAUUUUCUCAACUUGCCCUUCCAACCAACAUUAAUGGAUAUGUUGCAAGAAUGAAGAAGAAUUUUAGCCAAUUUAUGGCUAAUUAUGCUGUUAUCACUGCUAUUUUAAUGAUUUGUGGUAUAAUAACAUCAUUUUGGUUAUUGCUAUCAUCAAUUCUUCUUGGAAUAUUAGUGUAUUUCAUUUACACGAAAACUAGAAAUGGACCAAUUAAAAUUGGCACUGAAGAAAUUCCUUCUUGGAUAUUGUAUGUUAUGGCAAUAUUCAUAACUUUACCAUUGUUUAUUUAUGCUGGAGUUGGAUAUAUUCUUUAUUGCGCAAUGGGAAUUAGCAUAAUAUUGAUUCUUAUUCAUGCAUCAUUCUACAAUACUGAUUUACUUGUUUUACCGGAAGUAAACAUGAAAGUGAUGACGGAAGUAAGCGAUCAUCAACAUGUAGCAGAUAUUGAAAUUACGUCAAAUCAGGGAAUUUCACCGAAACGUCAUGUUCUAUUUCAUGAUAUUGAAAAUGAAGAUAAUUGA
Molecule: messenger RNA, 633 nt
Organism: Cercopithifilaria johnstoni
Lineage: Eukaryota; Metazoa; Nematoda; Chromadorea; Rhabditida; Onchocercidae
Source: the annotation of a GenBank genome assembly